AUGAAAAUCCUCCAAGUUAUUUUUCGCUUUAAAUUUUUUUGUCAUCAUUGGUGUUAUUUUUUAUUUUUUAGUGAUAUGGAUAAAAUAAAAAUAAAAAGUUCAUUUCUUAUAAUUUCUGGUUAUGAAUUCAAAAUUGCUGCUGAAAAGCAAAUUGAAUUGUCGAGCGAAUUUUUAAUGUUACCUGUUGACACUGGAAGAGAAACAGUUCUUGCGUCACUUUCCUUUAAACAUGUCAUCAAUGUGGAGUUAAUGGAUAAUUCUGAACAAAAAGGAGCUGGUUUGGCUCUUCAUGUCAAUAAUUUUAUGAUGGGAAAACUGCAGCAAUACUUGGUAGUGGAAGGCAAUAAAUUGAUGGAUUAUAAAUGUUCAUAUUCACGACAUAAGCUCAUUGUAUUGGACAUUCUUAACUGUGACUAUGAGAAUAUGCAUCAUAUUCGUCAAAUUCUUAGCAAUGCAAGCCUUUUUCAUCACAAUUAUGUUGUGCAACAAAUGAAUAAAAAUAAAAAAUCUAAAUUAGAAAUUGCUGUUCAAUUUGUCGGACUAAUUUCACACAAUCAAUGGUCAGUUCUUCUGAGUAUGCUGAGUGACACAGGUUUUUAUAGACUACUAGGUACUUAUUCCCUUCCCCUCCCUGCCCAGUUAUUGAUGUACAAAAUAGUAAUUUCUUACUUGCAUAAUUUCAAAAAGCUGACCUUUGGCAUAAUUCAUUCAGUCACUCUUACUUAA
This is a messenger RNA of Meloidogyne enterolobii, 726 nucleotides long. The record is from the annotation of a GenBank genome assembly. Lineage: Eukaryota; Metazoa; Nematoda; Chromadorea; Rhabditida; Meloidogynidae.